UGUCGUGCUUGUUUAAUCAUUUUCAUCGUUGACAACUUUGUGCUAUUACUUUUAGAUAAACGAGGACUGCAUGUCAAAGUUUCCUCAUUCUUCGUUUGACUCUAGUAAGACAUUUUUAGAGAAAAUCAUCCAAAAUGGAACCGACUAGUUCUAGUGCCAAUUUUCCGAAUGUCAGUGGAACCAACACAGUGCAUCUAGAGACAAUAUCAAGCAGCUCUGACUUUUCCGACCCAUCGGUUGACUCUUCGUUUUUGAACGGAUCUAUUGUAGAGCAACGAAGAAAAGAAAUCUUGUAUUGCUUUUUGUGUCAAAAGAUAUCCAGCGACUCUUGUUGGAAGGACAGACAUCUAGUUUUCGAUGUGUCUGAUAUUAUUCACUGCGCAAUCGGAAAUCACGUCAUUCUAUUCUACAAGACUAUUACAAAUUUAGACUCUGCCUUAGACCAGCGAAAGAAAUACGGAGAAGUUUUAAAUACUGUCGAGGACUCCCUGCAGCGCCUUACAAUAAGCGUACGAGAGAAAAUAGCUCAUAACAACCAGCAAAUAAGUCAACUAGAAGUGGCAAAAAACGAAAUAGUAUCUUUUCGGGACAAUUUCCUCUCCGCUGGACGUUCAUCCCGAACUGAUCGUGAGGAUUUUAGCAGUCAAAUUGCAGACUGCACCAAGAAACUUGUAGAUUCUUGCACGACCGCUGCCCAGAUUUAUCAGCUUUAUUCCGAUUUGCAGCAAUCUUAUCUGAAAGUGAUUAUCGAAGGACCAUACGGUAAUCUGUCGUCUGUUCGCGUGGAAUCCUCGAUCGACGGACCCGUUAAUAUUCUUCAUGGUUUGGAUCAAGAUCGUCUUGAAGGACAUUCUACAGCAGAAGACGUUCGUCGUGUGAUUGCUUAUGCAUUGGAAACUUCUCUUUCUAUUAAAGAGGAAACAAAUGAAGUCCGCCGGAUAUAUCCAACGAAAGCAAUGCUGCGUCGAUCACCGUUCCCGGCACCUCGUACUUUGCUUGGUGCACCACUGCUGCAGCACGCAAAGACGCCUACAUCACCUAGAAAACCGUUUGAUUGCUGUAAUAAGAAUCCAACAUUGUCCUCACUUUCAAUUAGGCGGCUUUCAUCAUCAGAUGACGAAAGCAGUAACAUAACACUGGCACGUAAUAGUAUUCUCCCAUCGACAGCAACCGUAUCACUUCAGAAUCCGCCAAAUCCUCCGAAACCACUUUCAUUGAGGCCUUUAAAAAGUCUUAAAGGGAAAACGAGCUUCGCAUCCGAGCUUCCUUCCUAUAUAAGCUAUGAUUUAUCUAUUGAUUCUCCACAAUCUUCCGUAUCACCGGCAAAUAGCACUGUCUCAUUAACCGACGAUGCAUCGUCUCCAACACCUUCUUCAUUAAAUUUCUCUGCAGAAUCUAUAUCUGGCACUAAUGGAACGGAGUCAAGAAUAAAUAAACGGGUUCGUUCCAAUCUUGGUUUCGAUCCUGAGUCUCCAGAAUUUUAUGAAGUACCGAUAGGUCCAAAUUUAUCGUUGAGCAGUCCUCCUAUUGCUCAUUCAGUCAGCUUGGAGGAUGCAGUGCUAGAAAAUCGUCGUUUUGCUGCUGAUCGCAUUCGCAGCGCUUUAAAAAACACAUGUACAUGGCACCCUCAAACUAACUGGCUGGCCACCACCAGUGAUGGGGCAGAUGCCCUUAUUUGGAUAUUACCCGCACAGAAUGAAAACAAAGUUGAAAAUGAAAAUGUGAAUGAAUCAGUUCGGUUAGCGAAAUUCGCUAGCUUAUCAGAUACCUUUCGCAAACAAAACCGACGCGUUUCACUCGACCACUCGAAUGAUCCUGUUUUUAAAAUUGCUUGGAAUCCCAAUGGGACCAUUCUAGUUACAGGAUCGAAAAAAGGAGUCAUUCGAUUUUGGUCUACCGAAGGCAAAUUAAAUCCUGCAAUCCCGCCUGAAGCUGAAACCAUGGUAGAAACUCAUGCAAAUGAGGUUUUGGUUUUGAAAUUUAGUCCGUCAGGAAAGUACCUCGUUUCUGGAGGGAUGGACGGCAAAAUGUUUGUCUGGGAUAUGGACAGAUUAAGUCUGCGUCAGACUUUCACCUGCCAUUCAGAUCCAAUUUGCGAUGUUGACUGGAAAAUAAAUACAAAUAUUUUCGUGUCUUGCGCUUAUAAUGGAUUCAUCUUCAUUCAUCGAGUAGGGCAUGAUCAUCCACUGCGAACUGUUUCCGAUUAUCCCCGUUGGGUAAGAUCAGUCCGCUGGAAUCCUGGUUCAGAUGUAUUAGCAACUUGUUCUGUGGAUUCAUCGCUUCAAGUUUGGAAAGAUGCAUUAAAAAUUAGCUCUGAACCAAAGGAAUUGAAUGGUCAUUAUCGAUCGGUGAACGCCAUUUCAUGGCGUCCUGCUGUUUCCUCUGGACCAGGUGUUUCUUCAAUUAGGAUGGAUAGCUUGUGUAGCAAAUACCUGGCAAGUGGUUCUGAUGAUGGAACGGUUAUCGUGUGGCAUGCAACUUUAAAAACAAAAAUGGUUUUGAGCAGUAAGAAUAAAAGUAGCGUCAAGUGCCUCGCCUUCUCACCUAAUGGAAAACUUUUAGCUGCUGGCAGAGGUGAUGGUCAUGUAGAUUGCUGGUUUUCAAAGGGGAAGCUGUUUGGUUCCAUGAAACUCAACGGUGCAAUCUACACAAUAGAGUGGGACGCUACUGGCAAGCAAUUGGCAGUUGCUGUCGGAGACUUUGGGGCUGAGUAUUUUGAAAUAAAAAGACUUAAAAAGGAUUAGUAACCACAGUAUGUGUAAAUGGAUAUCUUUCAAGUGAUGUUGUUCGUACUUAUAGUUUCCUAAAAGUUUGAUUUUGAUUGUUAAUUACUAUGAAUACAUUUUAAAACGUUUUUAUUACUUUUCUGUGAGGUGCAAACAUUACUAUCGUGAAAGCCCCCACCCCUUAUGGCUGUAUUUCUUGUUUUUAGUCGUUCUCCUUACCGUACACACAUUACAGUUGGUACACCUAACUAUGCAAUGAGUAAAUCGAACGACUUCAUCUAAUAUAAGUAUUUUUAGAGUGCUUCACGCAAAAUUUGAGUUUUUAUAACGAAUCGACAUGAUAUUUUUGAAGUGGGCCUACUAGCAUAUUUUCCUUUGUUUUAUUUUACGUUUUUUUGAACUUUUUGCUUUUUGGCGCUCUUUACUGGCUGUCUGACUGUGUCAAGUACAAAGUUCUACCGCUAGAAUCGCGUUGUACGCCUUUGAUCAGAAACAGAAAAGUGUCGGCCAUUCGCAGUUCUAAGGGCAGAGACGGUUGGAGAGCCGUACAGAGAGAGCUGCUGUGCUGCUUCAAUAUAGAUUUUGCUGCUGUGACUCUUGCCUGUUGCC
Molecule: messenger RNA, 3335 nt
Organism: Daphnia pulicaria
Lineage: Eukaryota; Metazoa; Arthropoda; Branchiopoda; Diplostraca; Daphniidae
Product: F-box-like/WD repeat-containing protein ebi
Exons: 11
Coding region: 135-2744 (869 amino acids)
Biological process (GO): regulation of transcription by RNA polymerase II
Cellular component (GO): histone deacetylase complex
Molecular function (GO): protein binding; transcription corepressor activity
Source: RefSeq, a predicted model, not a curated record